CCCGGCCAUCUCCCAAGAUUCCGCGCUCAGCUGUGAGGUCCGCGCUCCGGCCAUAGGCACCAUGGGCGAGUGGGCCUUCCUGGGCUCGCUGCUGGACGCCGUGCAGCUGCAGUCGCCGCUCGUGGGCCGCCUGUGGCUGGUGGUCAUGCUCAUCUUCCGCAUCCUGGUGUUGGCCACGGUGGGCGGCGCCGUGUUCGAGGACGAGCAGGAGGAGUUCGUGUGCAACACGCUGCAGCCGGGCUGCCGCCAGACGUGCUACGACCGCGCCUUCCCCGUGUCCCACUACCGCUUCUGGCUCUUCCACAUCCUGCUGCUGUCCGCGCCGCCCGUGCUCUUCGUCAUCUACUCCAUGCACCGCGCGGGCAAGGGGCCCGCGGGCGGCGGCGGCGGCGGCGGCGCGGCCGAGGCGGGCGGCGCGGGGGGCGGCGGGCGCCCCGACGGGCCGGGUGCGCGCCGCUGCUACCUGCUGAGCGUGGCGCUGCGCCUGCUGGCCGAGCUGGCCUUCCUGGGCGGCCAGACGCUGCUCUACGGCUUCCGCGUGGCCCCGCACUUCGCGUGCGCCGGCGCGCCCUGCCCGCACACGGUCGACUGCUUCGUGAGCCGGCCCACCGAGAAGACCGUCUUCGUGCUCUUCUACUUCGCCGUGGGGCUGCUCUCGGCGCUGCUCAGCGUGGCCGAGCUGGCGCACCUGCUGUGCAAGGGCCGCCGCGCCGCCGAGCGCGACAACCGCUGCAACCGCGCGCACGAGGAGGCGCAGAAGCUGCUGCCCGGGCCGCCGCCGCCGCCGCCGCCGCCGCCACCGCCGCCCGCCCGGCGCCCCGGGCCCGCCCCCGGCGCCCCGCCCGCCUACGCGCACCGCCCGCCCGCCGGCCGCGGCCGCCACGACCUGGCCAUCUAG
Sorex fumeus (smoky shrew) is the source of this 898-nucleotide messenger RNA. It is a transcript of the gene GJD3, whose product is annotated as gap junction protein delta 3. The record is from RefSeq and is a predicted model, not a curated record. The transcript is spliced from 2 exons. Gene Ontology annotation, cellular component: connexin complex. Bases 62 to 898 code for a protein of 278 amino acids. Lineage: Eukaryota; Metazoa; Chordata; Mammalia; Eulipotyphla; Soricidae. Gene Ontology annotation, biological process: cell communication.